CGGGCGCCUCGAUCGUGUUGCCAAACUAGCUCCUCGGCCGCUUUCUCAACUUUUCUUUUAAACCAUCUUCCAGUUCCUGCCGCCCGGAUGGUUCGCGUUUACUUCUCUGCGAGUUUCCACUUCUGUCUGAGAAAUGGCGGUAAGACCUAUUUUGUCGGGUUGUGAGAAUUAAAUGAGAUAGCGUGAAGUAAGAUGGAGGACUUCCCUCUUUUUAUGACUGAAUAAUAUUCCACGGUGUAUAUAAGAUCAAAUUUUCUUCAUUGAUUCAUCAGUUAAUGGACACUACAAGUUGUUUCCAUGUCUUGACUAUUAUAUGGCCUCUACUUCCCAGGGCCACUAGGAGCAGAAAUAUGAACUUUCUGGACUUACCUAGAUUAGACACACUCCUGAGUCUGCAGAGUGCCAGGGAGAAAGAAAAGCUGAUCUAAUAAUCUCAAUGGAUGCAAUACUGAAUUACAGGUCAGAAGAUACUGAAGAUUACUACACCUUACUGGGAUGCGAUGAAUUGUCUUCGGUUGAACAAAUCCUGGCAGAAUUUAAGGUCAGAGCUCUGGAAUGUCACCCUGACAAGCAUCCUGAAAACUCCAAAGCAGUGGAGACUUUUCAGAAAUUGCAGAAGGCAAAGGAGAUUCUGACUAAUGAAGAGAGUCGAGCUCGCUAUGACCACUGGCGUAGGAGCCAGAUCUCGAUGCCAUUCCAACAGUGGGAAGCUUUGAGUGACUCUGUAAAAACGGUAGGUUUCUUUCUGGGGUGA
Molecule: messenger RNA, 754 nt
Organism: Condylura cristata (star-nosed mole)
Lineage: Eukaryota; Metazoa; Chordata; Mammalia; Eulipotyphla; Talpidae
Gene: DNAJC12
Product: DnaJ (Hsp40) homolog, subfamily C, member 12
Exons: 7
Coding region: 437-754 (105 amino acids)
Cellular component (GO): cytoplasm
Source: RefSeq, a predicted model, not a curated record